Messenger RNA from Gossypium raimondii (Peruvian cotton), 2808 nucleotides. RefSeq lists its product as uncharacterized. The coding region runs from base 609 to 2561 and encodes 650 amino acids. NCBI's taxonomy places the organism in Eukaryota, Viridiplantae, Streptophyta, Magnoliopsida, Malvales, Malvaceae. Gene Ontology annotation, molecular function: protein binding. The transcript is spliced from 3 exons. The record is from RefSeq and is a predicted model, not a curated record. Gene Ontology annotation, cellular component: cytoplasm.
ACAAACCCUUUAAGAAGCCUAAAAUUCCAAUCUCUUCCACAAAAAUGAAAAAUCCCAAUUUCAAAACAGCACCUUUUCUUUAACUUCGGGUACUUCUCCUUUUCAGUUAUUUUGACUCUUUUGGUUUUUUGGAAAAGCUUCAUUUUUGUUGUUGGGUUUUCUUGAUAGGUGGGGUUUUGUUUACUUUCUUUUGUAGUUAUUCUUUACUUUGAUUCUUUGCCCAUCAUUUUUUUUCCUUUUACCAGAUUCACCACCUGUUUUUUUUUAAUUAUUAUUAUUUUUUGUUUGAAACACCCGCGUGCAUGUUCUUCAGUUUGUCUGAUCUGGAUUGGAUCACAAGGUUCUUUCCUUUUUUUUUUUACUUUGAAGAGUAGUAAGAGAGAAAGAGAAAUGGAGGUGUUUUUGAUAGGGUUGAGUGCUUGAAAAUAUCUUCCUUCUUUUUUGGGGAGCAUUGUUUGGUUGCUCAGAAAAAAAAGGAAGGAAGAAAGAAGCAGGGUGGAUUAGUGUACUUAUGUGCUUCCAUUGUUAGGGGACUUUGAGUUGAAAUUGAGUGUUCUAAUGUUGAAUGAUUGAAAUUGGGUAUUAAUUGGAAGCUUAAUCUUGGGGAUAUGGCGGGUAUUGAUGUUUCUAAGUAUGCACAUAGUGCUGUGCACAAGGCUGUUGCUACAAAGGAUUAUGCUGGUCUUAAGAGGAUACUCGCGGCGCUCCCACGUCUUGGGAACCCGACUGAGAUUCAAACUGAAGCAGCCUCAUUGGCCGAGGAAGAGAAGGCUGAUGCAAUCUCUGCCGUGAUUGAUCGGCGCGAUGCUCCUAACAGGGAUACUCCUCUUCACUUAGCUGUUAAGCUUGGUGAUGAAACUGCAACCGAAAUGCUUAUGGGUGCUGGUGCUGAUUGGAGUUUGCAAAAUGAACAAGGAUGGAGUGCACUCCAAGAAGCGAUUUGUAAUCGGGAAGAAGCUAUUGCUAUGAUUAUUGUUCGGCAUUACCCGCCAUUGGCAUGGGCAAAAUGGUGUAGGAGGUUGCCUCGCUUGGUGGGAACUAUGCGAAGGAUGAGAGACUUUUACAUGGAAAUCACAUUCCAUUUCGAGAGUUCCGUGAUACCUUUCAUUUCCAGGAUUGCUCCUUCGGAUACAUACAAGAUUUGGAAGAGGGGUGCAAAUCUGAGAGCUGAUAUGACUUUGGCUGGAUUUGACGGAUUCAGAAUUCAACGUUCAGAUCAGAGUAUUCUUUUCCUUGGUGAUGGUUCCGAGGACGGGAAGGUUCCUCCUGGAUCACUAUGUAUGAUCUCUCAUAAGGAUAGAGAGGUGAUAAAUGCUUUCGAUGGUGCUGGUUCUCUAGCAACUGAUGAAGAGGUUCGACAAGAAGUGGCUGCAAUGUCUCAAACUAAUAUAUUCAGGCCUGGUAUAGAUGUGACACAGGCAGUUCUUUUGCCGCAAGUAACAUGGAGGCGACAAGAGAAAACUGAAAUGGUUGGUGCUUGGAAGGCUAAGGUGUACGAUAUGCACAAUGUUGUUGUUAGCAUCAAAUCUAGGAGGGUGCCUGGUGCCAUGACCGAUGAUGAGUUCUUUGCAGCUUCCAAUGGAAAUGAAACAGAAAGUGAGGAGUUUGAUGAGAUCUUGACAGAAGAUGAAAGGAGACAACUUGAAGUUGCUCUUAAGUUGGAUUCUUCAGAAAUAUCCAAUGAGAACGGGGAUGGCAUUAUUGGGCAUCGCCAUAGUUGUUAUGAGUCCAGGGAAAUCCCUAUCGAGGAGACCAAUGGUUAUAAAAAUGUAGAGACUAAGCAGGAGAAGAAAGGAUGGUUUGGUGGAUGGAGGAAACGGGAGCCGAAGCAUGAAGCGCAGAGGAAGAUUGUGCCACCUAGAAGUUCUCUUUCUAUAGAUGAGAAGGUGAGCGACUUGCUUGGAGACUCUCCAUCUGGGAAUCAGAUAAAACCUGGUAGGCAUUCUGUGGAGAUUGUGGCAAGGGAUGAUCAUCGGAGGACUAGAGAUUCACGAACAACUUCCACUAGUUUGGAAAGUGGUAAUCGGCGCAAGGAUAGUGGUCGGGAGAAUGAGUAUAAGAAAGGGUUGAGGCCUGUUCUUUGGCUUUCUCCAAACUUCCCGCUGCAAACUGAAGAACUCCUGCCAUUGCUAGACAUUCUUGCAAAUAAAGUCAAGGCAAUUCGUCGGUUAAGGGAACUGCUCACUACAAAGCUUCCAGCUGGAACCUUCCCUGUCAAGGUUGCAAUCCCAGUGGUUCCAACAAUCAGGGUAUUGGUUUCUUUCACCAAGUUUGAAGAACUACAGCCAGUGGACGAGUUCUCUACACCCCCUUCAAGCCCCGGUGUUGGGCGAGAAAGCCCUGCGGUGACACAUGUGACAGGUUCGUCCUGGUUUCAGUGGAUAAAGGCACCGUAUCAUCGGCCGAGCUCAUCCAAUUAUAGCCACAACAAGAUAGAAAAUCUUCAAGAUCCAUUUGCAAUACCCCAAGAUUAUACAUGGAUCACAGCUGAAGCAAAGAAAAAGAAGAUGCAAGAGAGGAGCAAAUCAAAGAAAGGUAAGAGUCAGAACCAUUUGAAGUGAGACUGAGAAGAGCAGAUAAUUGAAUAGGAAUUAGUUUUUCAUUAAACUUUAAAAAAAAAAAAAGUGUUUCAAUUAAUGAAUGAAAAAGAACAAAAAAAAAAAAAGAGAAUGUGAUUCUUACAUUUUACACACAGCAUUUGGUUGGCAUUUUGGUGGUGGUCUUUGGAUUUACUGAUUUACAUCAUUACUUGUGAAGCGACUUACCUUUUGAAUACUGACAGAAAUGGCAGCAGAAGUUUAUUAUAUA